Messenger RNA from Drosophila virilis, 2356 nucleotides. RefSeq names its product integrator complex subunit 13 asun (gene asun). Lineage: Eukaryota; Metazoa; Arthropoda; Insecta; Diptera; Drosophilidae. Gene Ontology annotation, cellular component: integrator complex. The record is from RefSeq and is a predicted model, not a curated record. Gene Ontology annotation, biological process: centrosome localization; regulation of mitotic cell cycle.
CACAGUAACUGUUAGCUAUUAAUGCGAUAAUGUAGUCGCUCUUUGCGGUCACGGUGGGGAAAAUGUGGCCCAUCUCUAAUGCAACACCUGUUGUCAACAAACAGUUUUCGAGUUUUUCCUUUAAUUUGUACAGUGCAGAAUUUUAAAAUCUGGCGUAAAAUGUUUGAACGUAACCAAAAAACGAUAUUUGUGUUGGACCACACUCGCUAUUUCAGCAUUUCCAGCGAGCAAUAUAUAUCAAUGGACUACCUGAAGGGGAAACCGGUGCAGGAGACACCGGCUUCCGGUAGCAGCUCCAUGGUCGUCGGCACACAGCUGAGCAAAAGUUUGUGGACCUGUGCCGUUGAGUCUUCCAUUGAAUAUUGUCGCAUUGUUUGGGAUCUGUUUCCGGGGAAAAAGCAUGUGCGAUUUAUUGUCUCCGAUACGGCGGCACACAUAGUCAACACCUGGAGCCCCAGCACUCAAAAUAUGUCGCAUGUUUCAAAUGCCAUGAUGAUGGUUAGCGUACCAUCACGCAGUAUUCCGCAAUCAUCAGACUACUCGGUCAUACAUGGACUGCGUGCUGCUAUCGAGGCCCUGGCAGAGCCAACGGAUGAGCAGCUGUUAGCGACCCAAGUCGGUUGCAAACAAAUCCCCAACAAGGGGCGUGUCAUCUGCAUCACAUCGGCGCGGGAUAAUACAAGCAUGAAAAGCUUAGAAGACAUCUUUAAUACGGUAUUGCUACAGCAAAAUGCAUUGGUUGCACCGCCUAGCAAAAAAGGGCUGCAGAUAGAUCAUUGCCAUCUGGUCAUAUUAAAUAUUGUGCCCUUAGGAGUGGAAUCCUUGGUGACCAAUCGGAAUCUACUCGAAAUCUCGCCACUUCUGGACGUCGAAAUACACACAGUGAACGCACCAGACAUUUCGGAUAAACUCUUGCAUCUUAUUAUGGGCCAUUACGAUCUGGCCAGCACCACGGUGACCAACAUACCCAUGAAAGAGGAACAGAAUGCCAAUUCAAGCGCUAAUUAUGAUGUAGAAAUAUUGCAUGAACGCGCUGCGCAUACAAGAGUCUGCGGACCGGAUUUUACUUUAACCACAAGUAUAAAGCCAGGGACUACUUACGAAACAGUAACACUUAAAUGGUGCACGCCGCGUGGCUGUGGCUCUUCUGAUCUGCAGCCGUGUGUCGGACAGUAUAAUGUUACACCUGUGGACGUCACCUCCCGUCCUAGUUCUUGCCUGAUCAACUUUCUAUUGAAUGGACGCUCUGUGCUGCUGGAGGUGCCUCGCAAAACGGGCACUAAGACAACUAGCCACAUGCUGUCGGCUCGAGGCGGCGAAAUCUUUGUACACUCCCUAUCCAUAGCACGCUCUGCCAUGGACGAAGCGCCGUCAAUUAGUGAUGGACCUGGUGGACGUGUCUCCGACUAUCGCAUACCCGAAUUAGGCCAGUUGUUUAAGAUGUCGCGAAUGGUGCCUCUGAAGACGAAGCCCAAGGGUAAAUGUUCACAGGGUGAACAUCUUUGGAGGCGACUACCGCGCUACUUUCCUAGAACCACGAAUGUAACAAUUCUGUUCAAUUUGCAACGCCAAUUGAACUGGCUGCCACACUUUUUGCAUUUGAUAGUCAAGGAGGAUAUGGACAAGCAGGACGAAGUGCGUUGCCAGCAGCAAAUCCACGAGCUAUACAAGAGCGCCUCUCGAGGCGACAUGCUACCCUUUAAUACUACAAAUAACGCGCGCCCAAAGGUAGGCAAGACAAAGGAUCAGUACAGACUAUUCUACAGGGAACUGGAGCAACUAAUUCAACUAAAUGCCCAAACACCACAUCACAAGAAUCUGCUAGAGAGUCUGCAAAGCCUGCGAGCGGCCUAUGGUGAUGUUAGCAGCAAAUUGGACCCGGGUGCUUCCCAUUUGCGUUCCUAUACAGAAUCGCCCCUGUCACCCGAACGCUUGGAGCCCACAAGCAGCGCCAGCAACAGUUCCAGCAGCAUUUUAAAGGCUAGCAAGCGACGCAUGUCUAGCUCUGGUCAGCGUUCGUUGCUGGACAUGAUUAGCAUAGCAGAACGCAGCCAAUCAAACAAGCGCUUGGAUUUCUCUGGACGCCUUUGCACGCCCCUGGGUCAAACAGCGAAAUUGUAUCCCGAUUUUGGAAACAAAGAGAAGGAUAUUCUUACCCCUGGCGUAGUCACCUCAAAUUUAAAAGAUGAGUCCAUACGCAGUUAGCAAUACGUUAGUUGAGUAGAUUAUUCAACUUAAAGCAUGAACAUUCAAAGUCUACAUGUUGUUGUUCACGCUAAAACCUGAAAUCCUUCUAUUAUUAAAAUUGACUUCUGGCUUGUAAACUUUUGGUAAAUAAGAAAUAGUUAAAGAAUAA